Messenger RNA from Betta splendens (Siamese fighting fish), 3085 nucleotides. RefSeq names its product G protein-coupled receptor 171 (gene gpr171). The transcript has 4 exons. Gene Ontology annotation, biological process: G protein-coupled receptor signaling pathway. The record is from RefSeq and is a predicted model, not a curated record. Gene Ontology annotation, cellular component: membrane. Gene Ontology annotation, molecular function: G protein-coupled purinergic nucleotide receptor activity. Lineage: Eukaryota; Metazoa; Chordata; Actinopteri; Anabantiformes; Osphronemidae. Bases 1102 to 2214 code for a protein of 370 amino acids.
UUUAGGUAAAUGUGAGAAAACUAGUUAUAGGUGCUCCUUUUACAUUUGGCACCCCAUACUCAGCUGUGCAGCCUGUACAAACUCUCCCAACGCUAAUGGGACCAGGACGGACCCGACCCAAAUAUGGUGUCGGUUAGUAUCGGUGACGAGGACCCAGCCCACUGCACUUUUCUCUUUGUAUAGACUUGACCCACGCUGCCUCUCAGCACAGACGGGUCAGUGCUUCACAGUGUUUGGGUUCGUCUGGGUUGGACCCAAUGUUUACUGGACAAAUGCAUUUAAUACAUUCCAUAUAUAAGAACCUGGUUCCUGUUCGGUUCCAACAUAAAUGCCUUCAUUCCACUGUGUCUGCAACUAAAACUGUGAUUCUUCCACUCCAAAUACUGGACUGUGCUCAGGUUCAGUGUAUGAUCAUUUCAUGUGUCAGACAUCUGUCCAAUGUGGAAUAAAAUGGAUUCACAGACGUUAUUUCUUUGAUUGAUGCUAAUAAGGACAGAUGCUGGUAAACCUUAACUGAGUGACGCUGGUUAGCGUGCUAACGUCGACCUGCUGCAGGUCAGACAGAGAAAGAACCAGUUCACCCGCAGGAGAACGCAGCAGCAGGUUCUCCGUCCCAGAACUGUGCAGCAGCUGCAUCACCUCUGAAACAAACAGAAUCAAAUUUUUCUUAAUAACAAGCUGAGAAUGUAAAUAUGCCACUUUACUGUUCACUCCUUCAGUUCUGCAUUUUUGGAGGAUGUGACCUCAGAGCUGAGGUUAACCACAGAACCAAAAGCAGAACCUGCUCUUAGUAAAAGAGCUUCAGUGUGGUUCCUUGUUCUCUAGUGACAGACGCCCCAGUUCAGCCUCUGUCAUCAUUCAGAACCUCCUGGGUCGGAGCUGACGCUGGAGCCCCAGACUCCGUAGGAGGUGUCGUUUGUGGUCGGAGGCUGACGACAGCAGACGUGUUCAGGAAAACACGGGUUCUGCAGCUUCCGCAGCUCAGAGCGACUCACACCGAGCACAACGUGUCCACGGAGGAAGGCUCAGCGAGCCCUCAGGCAUCCACCACGUGGCCCGAGGACCCGACCCAGAGGGUUCGACCCGGAGUUGCAGCCCAUCAUGCCGCCAUCAUCCAACUUCAGCUCCGGGGCCGGUGAGCAGGAGGAGCGGUGCAUCGUCAACGACCAGAUGGGCCCGUUCUCUGUCCUCUACAUCCUCCUCUUCAUAGCGAGCUUCCCUGGAAACCUGCUGUCUGUGUGGGCCUUCGUCUGCAGCGCCAGAACCCAGGUAGCUCUGCUGCGGGUCAGGGGUCUGGUGGGCAGGGGUCACGGCCCUGACGCGUGUGCUGUUGUGUCCCAGCAGCAGCGGAGCUCCAGCGUCUACCUGCUCAACCUGCUGGUGGCCGACCUCCUGCUGCUCCUCGCGCUGCCCUUUAAGGUCCUGAAGGACCUGGGCGUGGCGCCGUGGAGCCUGAUGGUAUUCCACUGCCAGGCCAGCGCCGUGAGCCUCUACAUCAGCCUGUACGCCUCCAUCGCCUUCCUGGCCCUCAUCAUCACCGACCGCUACCUGCAGGACUGCCACCACCUGCACUCCCUGCGCCUGCAGGAGGUCGGCUUCGCUCGCCUUCUGUCUCUGGUCGUGUGGCUGCUGCUGCUGCUCAUCAUGGUUCCCAACAUGGUUCUGCCCAUUCGCCACAUCCAGGUGCAGCGCUACCUCAGCUGCUCGUCUCUGAAGACGGACCUCGGCCUCCACUGGCACUCCCUCACCGUCUUCCUCUGCACGGCUCUGUUCGCCAACGCCUCGGCCGCCGUCCUGCUCUCCAGCGGGCUGGCUUUCAGACGGCUUCUGGGCGGCCGCGGGGACCCCGGGCUCCAGCGGAGCGCCCGGCGCGCGGCGGCCAGCCUGACGGCGGUGGCGGCGGCCUACGUCCUGAGCUUCGUUCCCUAUCACGUGGUGCGGGCGCCGUACACGCUGGCGCAGACCAAGGUCAUCACAGACUGUGACACACGGAGGCAGCUGUUUCUGGGGAAGGAGUCCACGCUGCUGCUCAGCGCGCUGCACCUGUGCUUCGACCCGCUCAUCUUCUUCUACCUCUACCCGCCGUUCAGAGCCGUGAUCAGGAGCCUGGUCCCCUGCGUCAGGCAGCACGCAGGCAGCGACACAGAACCAGACGAACAGGCAGCGGAAGAAAUGGUGCAACAAACAAGUGCAGAGCUGGAGGCCACGGCCUAACCACAGACGGAGACGGCACCGCAGACAAAGACUGUUGCAUAAGAAGUCAUAAACUUAAACCACUAGAAAAAUGCUCCUUGUUUUAGUAGUGAAACCUGAAAGGUUUCAGGUGAGCGGCCUGAAGAGAAUGGAUGCAGCAGCCACCAGUCAGAGCGGGUUCUCCAGGACUCACGAACCCGCCCCAGGAUGGAGUCCAGCCUGCAGCUUCGCAUUCAGCCCGCAGAGGGAGCCGUGUCACAGCACACGCUGCCGUGUGACUCAGAGGGGGGUAGAAAUGGUUGUAAAAGGCUUGAGCGCGUCUAAAGCCACAGAGCACAGCCUUUGUUUGAACGGAUCUUCUGAGCCCAGACACGUUAGACACCGUCAACCAGCUGAUGAGCCUCUCUGUUCUGGUUCCUGCCUGGUUUUCGCUCAGUAGGAAACAUCUUGAUGCUGUGUUUGUGUGAGAGAGCCUGUGUGUCCAGAGCUAAAAUUAGACCCUGAAGACGCUGAUAUUAGCUCACUUCCCAGAUAUGGAGCUAAACAAACAGUGGAGGCUGCGCAGUGACUCAGCUGAAGCAGAGAUGCCGUCAUCACCACCAUCCUGGGCCCAAAGCUUCCAGACUCAACGUUAUGCUCCCCUCACAUGUGUUGAUUCAGACGCUUGAGAACUGGGUCAUGCUGUGAUAAUACAAUGACACUUGACUGAUCUCCAAGGGUUCGGCCUCGGUGUCUUGUCCACGGACACACUGACACAAAGUCCGGCUGAGCUCCGACCUGAUGUGAAAGGUCCAAAGAGCUCAGGGUUUGGGAAGAGGAUGGAAGCUCAGAAGCCACAGCUACACGCUGCUGAUGUCGCGUUCUUUCACAAUAAACUAAUGUGUUGUUCUCA